CGUUGUUAAUAUUUGCUUAGAGUCAGAGAGCGCCAUAAAACUAUGACAGUAAUGUACAUUAAUUGAGAGUAUUUUAUUUCAAGAAAACACGACGAAGUUUUAGACUUUAUUUUCAAAAGGCCAACAUUUUAAAUUCAGUGUUUUGUAGCGCAACGGCUAACAACCCGUUUUUCCGAACACACAUUGAACCCAACAAAAGAAGAUGGCUGCGCCCUGUAGAAAGAUGGCGAGUCGGUCCUUCUCUCAGCUUUUGUGUUAUUUUAGUAGGACAGCUGUCGGAAGCGGGGCAUGUCGCCGGUUUUCCGUCACUUCUAUUGACAGAGCGACUCCUCGGGCCAGUACUGCAGCGGACAGAGCGACUUCUCCCUGGUCUCUGAUGGCCGCGGUGUGUCUUCAGAGGUUACCCGUCAUUACAGCGGACUGCAGUCCGAUAGAGCAGCGCUUCAAGCAGAUGUUGCAGCAGAUGGAGCUGGAGAAAAGCAUGCUGUCGGACCAUGAGCUGCGGCUCAUGGAGGACGCGGAGAGGAUGAGUCGGAGGCAGGCUGACGACUAUGACUCGGACGAGGACCUUGGUGACCAAGAGAUUAUGAUGACUCAGGACUUGGAGGACAGCUGGGAGCAGAGGUUAAAGAACUUCCAGCCAGCUCCAAGGGUCAGAGCCGACAUAGACGAGGACCUGACCUCUGUGCAACGCUGCCUGGCCGACUCUCUGGUGCUGCUGGCUGAGCAGCAGGUAGGAGCAGAGAAGCUGUGGCUGCUGCCUCAGGCUGCGUGGCAGGAGGGAGAAACGCUGCGACAGACAGCGGAGAGAGCGCUCAACUCCGUGACAGCCGGCGUCAAGGCGACUUUCCUCGGCAACACUCCCUGCGGAGUUUACAAGUACAAACUGCCCAAGGCUGCUCGGACCGAGAACUCAGUCGGAGUAAAGGUGUUCUUCUUCAAAGCCAUCCUGGCUGACGGCACUCCGGGAAGCGCUCCGACCGCGUCUCUGCUUUGGCUGAAGAAGAGCGAGCUGCAGAAAUAUCUGAAACCAGCGUACAUGAUGAAUGUCGGCCGCUUCAUCCUCAACCUGUGACCAGGGACUUAGAGAAUAUGCAUCAAGCUAACAUUGUUACCGUUUGUCGCUGAACUGUUAUUCACCGUCAGUAAAUAUUUUGUUGUUUAAUAAAACAUGAUCUCGUAAAUCUC
This is a messenger RNA of Poecilia latipinna (sailfin molly), 1188 nucleotides long. RefSeq names its product mitochondrial ribosomal protein L46 (gene mrpl46). The record is from RefSeq and is a predicted model, not a curated record. Gene Ontology annotation, cellular component: mitochondrial large ribosomal subunit. Bases 203 to 1075 code for a protein of 290 amino acids. NCBI's taxonomy places the organism in Eukaryota, Metazoa, Chordata, Actinopteri, Cyprinodontiformes, Poeciliidae. The transcript has 4 exons. Gene Ontology annotation, molecular function: structural constituent of ribosome.